GUUUACUUAAGAAAGGAAUCUCGCCUAACACAUGGCGUGCAGUUCCGGCACCACCAUAGCCGCCGUCCCCGACGACAUCAUCCGGACUCACAUCCUCACGCGCCUCCACGGUCCUGCACUCGCCUCCGUUGCCACCACAUCUUCCCAAUUCUACGCCCUCUCAACCGACGAACGCCUAUGGGCCAGUGUUUGCCGAUCCACGUGGCCUUCCACCAGCUCUCCCCUCGUCAGCCGCAUCAUCUCCGCCUUCCCUCAUGCUUCCCGCUCUUUCUUCUCCGACUCUUCCACCACUUCACGCUGCACUCCUCAACAUGUGCACCCUCAUCCAGACCGCACGCCCCGGCUCAUCUCCGCCGUCGAUCUUUACUACGGUCAACAACUCCUACUCUCCAAGGUUGUAGAAACCGAAACGGUGUCCGGUUGGUUCAGGUGCUCGCCGUUCCGGCUGGACCUACUCGAUCCCAAGGACGUGGUUCAGACUCCGGUGCAAUACGCAAAAGACGAAAACGCGUAUGGGGAGCUGAGGCUGAGCUGGAUAGUGAUAGAUCCGGAGGGACGGCGCGCCAUGAACUUUUCUAGCCAGAAGCCGGUAUCGGUAAAGCGUCACUGGCUGAGCGGCGAGAUUCAGGUACGGUUCGCGUCGGUUCUGGCGGGAGAAAAAGGAUCCGCAUCAGAGUUGGCACUGUGCCGGUUGGUCGUGAUGUGCGGCGGGACAGAGGGAGGGGAGAUGCAGGUGAGGGAGGUGAGCAUGGAGAUGGAGGACACGGAGGGAAUGCACAUGAACGGGAGGGAGAGUUUGGUGAUGCUGCAGAGAGCGAUGGAGGGCAAAAGGGGAAGGAAGAAUGUUGGGGAGGAGGCGGAGGAAGAAGCAAGGAAGCGAUACAAGGAGUUCAUGGGGAAGAAGAAGGAGAGAAGAGAGAAGAAGAUGAGGGCAGAAGGGAGAUUGGACAUGAUCUGCGUGGCUCUGGUAACGGUGUCGUUUGCCACCGUAUGUUCCAUGUUCGUGCUGUGGUGAAUCAUUUCGGGAUGCAUCACUUAGGUCGCGUGCAUUAAUAUCCAAUUCCCAGCCUUUUUCCCUUUCCCUUGCUUGGCCAUCAAAUAACAUAUGGCCACAAUUAAGGAAAGGAAACGGCUAUAACCAUCGCGGUGUAUUUCAAAACAUACAUGCAUAUAUAUAUAUAUACACAGAGUUACAAGGCAUCAAAUCAAAGCUUUAAUUUAACCAAUUAUCCCAUAUUUAUUGCC
Messenger RNA from Neltuma alba, 1245 nucleotides. RefSeq names its product probable F-box protein At2g36090. Gene Ontology annotation, molecular function: protein binding. The record is from RefSeq and is a predicted model, not a curated record. NCBI's taxonomy places the organism in Eukaryota, Viridiplantae, Streptophyta, Magnoliopsida, Fabales, Fabaceae. The coding region runs from base 32 to 1015 and encodes 327 amino acids. The transcript has a single exon.